Molecule: messenger RNA, 894 nt
Organism: Dendronephthya gigantea
Lineage: Eukaryota; Metazoa; Cnidaria; Anthozoa; Malacalcyonacea; Nephtheidae
Product: peptidyl-prolyl cis-trans isomerase-like 3
Exons: 7
Coding region: 86-580 (164 amino acids)
Biological process (GO): protein peptidyl-prolyl isomerization; protein folding
Cellular component (GO): catalytic step 2 spliceosome
Molecular function (GO): peptidyl-prolyl cis-trans isomerase activity
Source: RefSeq, a predicted model, not a curated record
AUGGCGGCUGGAUUCGAAAGGUCUUUUAGAGAGUGACGAAAAAUUGUCUAUUUUUUGGCAUACAACUUGAAAAUAUUCAACAAAAAUGUCUGUGACACUUGUAACUGAUUUUGGUGACAUAAAAGUAGAGUUAUUUUGCGAGGAAGCUCCAAAGACUUGCGAGAACUUCCUUGCCUUAUGUGCCAGUGAAUAUUAUAAUGGAUGUAUUUUCCACAGAAAUAUAAAGGGAUUCAUGGUCCAAACAGGAGAUCCAUCAGGAACAGGAAAGGGAGGAAAAAGUAUUUGGGGAAGAAAGUUUGAAGAUGAAAUUGUUCCAACAUUGAAGCACAAUGUUCGUGGAGUGGUGUCAAUGGCAAACAAUGGACCAAACACAAACGGCUCACAGUUUUUUAUAACCUAUGCAAGACAACCACAUUUGGAUAUGAAAUACACAGUGUUUGGCAAAGUUAUUGAUGGAGGAGAGACACUAGAUGACCUUGAAAAGAUUCCAGUUGAUGAAAAGUCAUAUAAACCAUUACAUGAUGUACGUAUUCAGAAAAUUAAGAUCCAUGCAAAUCCCAUUGCUGAUAUGCAGAGUUAAUCCUAAAUGGAUAUGAUGGGAUUUAAUGAAUGCAACAAAGUGACUCGCUUUGCCAUAUUAUGGCAAGCUUAAUAAACCGGUCAUGAUUAAAGAGCAGAUUCCAGGCUCCUUAUUCUAGUUCACCUAAACUGGUUUUGUCCAUAGAAAAUAAAAUAUACCACUCAUAUGCAAAAGGCUAACCAUAUUCAACAAAAAAACAUUAAACCCACAUGUAGUAGCAAAAUUUACAAUUAUUGGAAAUGUUUUCACUUGGGUUGUGUCUGUGUAAAUGAGGACAGUUGACUGUUCACUGGACUAAUUGCAAAACAAUAAAA